AGGAUUCUUUGUCGUUGCUGUACUUGUAGCUGCUUGCAGUUCGCUUCAAUAACAACACCCGCCGCUCUACCAGCGUGGCUUACGUCUGAGGUCAGCCAAUUUCCUUCUAUUUCCAUCUGGAUUGUCUUGAAAUUUCUUCUGACAACGUAACUGUUAAGAGGCACCAUGGAGGAAGAAGAGCACUUUGUGAACAUAGACCUGAAUGAUGACAACAUCUGCAGCAUCUGUAAACUAGAAACGGACACAGGAACGCUUUCCUUCUGCCAUGUGUGCUUUGAAUUGAGCAUAGAGGGUGUAUCAAGCACCACCCUGCUGCACUCCAAAUCUCUACGUGGGCAUAGGGACUGCUUCGAAAAGUACCAUCUCAUCGCCAACCAGAAGCUCUCCCGCGCCAAGGCCUCUCACAGCGCAUACGAGGGCGUGAAACGGGCUCUGAGCCAGCGAAUCAGCCGCAUUAUACAAUACACCCAGAACAGAGACUCUGUAACUGCAGAAACACCUGGGCGCUGGGGUGCCAAACAGAUUCUGUGUCACUCCCAGCAGGGCGGUAGGAAGCUCGUACCCCAGUCGGAUGCCCAAGUUCCCCGCUACGCACCGCGAUGGGCGGACGAGGGAUCAAUGGCAGUGUCGGAGUACGGGAAAUCCAUGCUGGACUGCCACUCCUCUGAGGAGCUUGGUCUCGACCUCCUGCAGGGCUCAUGCCAGGGAUUAUGGGCUGGAGAGAGACACCACCCACGAGAACCGCAGAACCGAGAGCAGAGAGACACAGCCAGACAGAGGAGACACACAGGACACAGUCGAGAAGAACUGGUGACGAUGAGUGUGGAGGAUCUUCGCCAGCUGAACGAGCAGCUGCUGCUACAGAUACAAAGUGUGUUUGAGGAGCUCUCUGUAGCUGUGCAGGAGAAGGACUCUCUUUCAUCAGAGCUUCAUGUACGGCACAUAGCCAUCGAGCAGCUCUUCAAAAACUGUGCCAAGCUGCCGUGGCUCCAGAUCGGGCGAGCCGGGGUCAAAGCUGGCAACAACCCAGUGGAAUGAGACCUUUUUAGGGACAACUGUGUCCCCUCAAAGACCGAAAAGAAACCGCAGCUCCAAGCAGACUCUUGCGGAAGCUCAAAGCUCAAAUGGACCGGAAGCGCACGCGCUGUGCUAAUAAGUUUAAUGUCACCUCGCUUUUCAAGGUGGCAUCUGAAUUUUCAGCUGGACUUUUGAAAGCAAAAGUGUUUUGCAGGCCUGUCCAAAGUGUUUCUAUGCAGAAUGAGGUGUUUUUAAAACCCUACAAAGACUUUUUUUUUUCUCUCUCCAUUCUGUCGUGGUUCCAUUCAUAUGUUGCUUUUUUACUCCUCAGAUCACUGUUUACUCUCCACUCUUGAUCAUGGGUGGUUAAUAGACUUGGAUCAGUCUGACAAUGUUCCUCCUGCACAUUCGGGCUUGCUGAUUGGUUGUGGUGUUGCUGUGGUAACUGUUCCUUAGAUAACAGUUUUUCCCUCCCUCUGCUCAUUGCAGUGGAACUUGUUAAUGACUGGUUGUUCCGUUACUCUAAGGCGUAUUUAACUCUUUAGUGGAAGUUUACAUUUCUUUUAUUGCACUCUUAAAGCAGCGUUCUUCAAAUUGACAUUUCAUAGGUGCGUCACAACAUUUCACGGGUUAUGAUUAAGAAAAUAGCAGUUUGGACAUGUUUCAGCUGGUAUGGUUAGUUCACACGUGUUAAGCACAGGCCUAACUUUGAUUUAGGCUUAACUUGGUGCUGGGAUUAAUAAUGGAACGAUAGAAAUGCUUAACCAAAGCCUUUGUUACCUCAAGGUAACUAUUUCAGUAUUUAUUUUGUUAGGACAAUUAUUUGCUUGCUACAAAUAUUUAAAACCAAAUUUGCUCUUUGGUUAUUACUUUUUUUUUUUUUUUUUUUAAAUGUGUGGUUUUCAUUUUUGUCGUGUUUAGAGGUUGUUUUCUUGUGGUAUUAUUGUAUAGUUUCUUAUAUUUAGAGUCUGUGCAUAAAGUGAAAGUAUCGUCAGGGCAAAAGCAACAUUUUUUCCAGCUGCCUUGAUUUCAGAACAGACUGUGUCGCCAUCUGGUGGCCGUUCAGAGAAUCCUGUUCACUUGCUGCCCUGAUGUGUGUGCAUGGCUCCGUGUCUAUUAUUAUUGUUCUAUUAAGCCUAUUAUCUCUAGAAUCUUUUUUAAAAAUGCAAAUAUCAACAUUGUUUCAAGGAAUCAGCUAGGUAUUUUGAAUUAUCUGUUCUCUUUAUAAGAGAUACACAUUCGACUGACCCCUCUGGGGUUUCUAAGAAUAUUUUAUUUUCUAUGAGCGAGUUAUCUGUGUAAUUCUGGUUAUGCUCUGAAAGGUCAAGUCAGCAAACUAAAGCUGUAAUUAUGGAUGAGUUGUGGAAAAGAAGCAAUACGUGUCUGAAAUGUGGUUUGCUUUCUUUGUGCAGUUUAAAAUCUUUCUUUUAUGGUUCACUCUGUGAUUUGACAUACAGGAGUUAAUGAAAUGAAGCACACUGUCCAAAUGUUUGUGUGCUGUAGAGAUACUGAAUGAACUGGACGAGAUUCAUUUUUGUCUCGAGUGUGUUGCAUAUGUUGUCUUAUU
This is a messenger RNA of Megalobrama amblycephala (Wuchang bream), 2584 nucleotides long. It is a transcript of the gene lg2h21orf91, whose product is annotated as linkage group 2 C21orf91 homolog. The transcript has 5 exons. Bases 166 to 1038 code for a protein of 290 amino acids. The record is from RefSeq and is a predicted model, not a curated record. Lineage: Eukaryota; Metazoa; Chordata; Actinopteri; Cypriniformes; Xenocyprididae.